Messenger RNA from Phycomyces blakesleeanus NRRL 1555(-), 381 nucleotides. RefSeq lists its product as hypothetical. The record is from RefSeq and is a predicted model, not a curated record. Bases 1 to 381 code for a protein of 126 amino acids. Lineage: Eukaryota; Fungi; Mucoromycota; Mucoromycetes; Mucorales; Phycomycetaceae. The transcript is spliced from 3 exons.
AUGGUACCUAUUCAUGACAAUAUUAUCAAAGUCAAAAGUACCAAUAGUGUUGAAUUCACCAACCCAUAUACCCAAUUUAUAAGGCAAAUGCAAUAUGAAAACAACAGAAAAUUGUGUAGAUUGAAAAUUGAUAUUCGAAUUGUUGUAACUCUUGCUGGUAUUGACAUAUAUACUGGUGCAGUAAAAUUGCUUGUGAAUACAAAGUAUAUUGUUAAUGGGUUGUUGAAUUGCAUUCAUGACAUCACAGAUGCUCGUGAAAUUUUUGGUGCUUAUAUUCAAGUGAUCUUUUUGGUUGAUGAAGAUAAGAAUAUUGAAACAAAUGAUUUUGGAGACAAACAUCCCAUUGCAAACCACGAUGAUUACCUAUUUAUUUAUUUUUAA